Molecule: messenger RNA, 892 nt
Organism: Cebus imitator (Panamanian white-faced capuchin)
Lineage: Eukaryota; Metazoa; Chordata; Mammalia; Primates; Cebidae
Product: interferon omega-1-like
Exons: 1
Coding region: 1-552 (183 amino acids)
Biological process (GO): B cell proliferation; B cell differentiation; T cell activation involved in immune response
Cellular component (GO): extracellular region
Molecular function (GO): type I interferon receptor binding; cytokine activity
Source: RefSeq, a predicted model, not a curated record
AUGUACAGCUGUGGCUCUUUUGGAUCUCUGGGAUGUUACCUGCUUCCAAACCAUGGUCUGACAGGAAGGAAGAUUUUGGUGUUUCUGGGCCAAAUGAGGAGGAUCUCCCCUUUUUUGUGUCUCAAGGACAGAAGAGACUUCAGAUUUCCCCAGGAGAUGGUGGAUGGCAGCCAGCUGCAGAAGGCCCAGGCCGUGUCUGUCCUCCGUGAGAUGCUGCAGGGGAUCUUCAGCCACUUCCACACAGAGCGCUUCUCUGCUGCCUGGAAUAUGACCCUCCUGGACCAACACUACACUGGACUUCAUCAGCAGCUGGAACACCUGGAGACCUGCUUGGUGCAGGUAAUGGGAGAGGGAGAAUCUGCUGGGGUGUUUGGGAGCCCUACACUGGCAUUGAGGAUGUACUUCCAGGGAACCCGUCUCUACCUGAAAGAGAAGAAACACAGUGACUGUGCCUGGGAAGCUGUCAGAGUGGAAAUCAUGAGAUCCUUCUCUUUAUCAACAAACUCUCAAGAAAGAUUCAGAAGUAAGGUUGGAAACAUGGAGUCAUCUUGAAAUAAUUCUCAUGGACUAAUCUGCCAUGUCACUUGCAAGUGUGAUCUUGGAUGCUUUAAUAGACUCAUUUCUGCUUUAGUUACUGAAUUGGUUGAGUUAAAUUCAGCAAAUACUUCAUCAGUAUAUUAAGCAAGUAUAAGUUCAAAAUAUUCAGCUCCAGUAGCAUCGGCCCCUAAUAAAUGACUGCCCUGGUGUUAUUUAUUUCCAUAGUUUUGCAUAUAUUGUGUUUAUAACAUUUAGAUAUUUUACAUAUAAUAUGUUCAUCUUCACAUUAUAUUAAAAUUUACAAGAUAUGUUCACUGUUUAAUGUUAUUAAAUUUGCAGUUUUUGACUUAUUAAA